Messenger RNA from Cherax quadricarinatus, 3980 nucleotides. The record is from RefSeq and is a predicted model, not a curated record. NCBI's taxonomy places the organism in Eukaryota, Metazoa, Arthropoda, Malacostraca, Decapoda, Parastacidae.
GUGAGCGUGAGGGAGGGAGGGUGUGCGUCGCUCCUCCGCUCCCGCUGUGGCGCGCCUCUCGUACUCCAUAUUUAUUCGUGCUAAGGAAAGUUUCUAAGUGUCAAUAAUAGCCAUGUAAUGUAAAAAUGGCGGUGUCUGAGGAGUUUGUGAACCAACUCCGACAAGUGUUUGAGGUGUGUGAUGUGGAGAACCGAGGAACUAUAAGUAUCACUCAUCUUCUUCAGUUAGCUGGAGAACACUUCGGAUCAUCACAGAAUAGUGUGACCUCCGCCGUGGUGACCCUGGGGGUCAACGGUGACACCAUCACCUUCCCACAGUUCUGUGAGGUCGUCGCUACCAUCCUCACCUCCCAUGGCGGUGGUAGUGAGGAGGAGGAGGACUGCAGCAGUGCUCCUGCUGGGGAUGUGGUCGACACCGUGGCUUGCUCUACGCCAGUACACAAGGUGUUGGUUCAUCAGGAGCGUGGUGUGGGUCGUCGAAGAAAGUACGGCUACGUGAUAGCCUCGUGUGCUAGUCCAAUAACCUUGGGUGUGGAAAGAAUGCCAGGUGACGAGCGCGGGUCCCCUUCAUCCCUUACUGACUUCGACUCCGCACUAGGAGGUAGUACUGCCUCCCCUGACUCCACCAGGAAGACUCACAGUGGCUGCUCAAGUAUGAGUGAUCGGGAAGAAGAAAACUUUGAGUGUUAUGGUGAAGCUGAUGAUAUUGAGUGUGACUCUGACUCAGCCAGGAUGGGUGAUGACUUGGACGGCAGCAUCAGAAGCCCCCCACAUUCUCUACCCCCUAGUAAUUUUAGCCGCAGAAAUUCUUGGGUCAGAAGGUCUUUACGUGGCUCUCCAUCCAGCGCACAGGAGAAAAUCGUACAAAUGUUGCAGCAACAAGUAGGAGUUCUAGCAGAGAACCAGGUGAACUCUGAUGACAGGUUCUCCAGAGUUAAACAGGACAACGCAGCAUAUCAGGAGAGAGUUGUAAUGUUGGAAGAACAACUCCGCGAAACAGAGCUGCGGCAUGAAGAGAGACAUGCAGAGGAGCAGCGCAGGAACAGAGAACUCAUAACCCGAAUUGAACGAGAAAAACAACUCACAAUUGAGAAUUAUACUAUUAAGUUAUCUAGCUUAGAAAAAGAGAAAAAUUCAAUAGAUGAUGAUUGCAAGCGGUCUAAGGCACUGGUAGAUAAGCUGCAGAAAGAGAAGGCAUCUUUAGAGGAUCGGGUUUCUGAGGCAGAAUUUUCAGCUUCAGCUCUGCAUCAGGAGAAUGCAAAAUUGGCAGAAUUAUCUAGGAGAGAAAAAGAAGAAAUUAAGGUGGAGAGAGAGAGAAGUGCACAGGUGAUAGAAGAGUUACGUUGUGAAAUAGAGCGACUUCGAACUGCAGAAGAGACUGCCAGAAAGCGAUCUCCAAGUGUGGAUCCACAAACAGCACAGUCUGCAGAGCUACAGGCCACCAUUAAGCAACUUAGAGAUGAGAAUAAAAAUCUGGUAGAGCAAGUUGAGGAUCUUCAAGCCCAGUUGUUGACAUCACGACUGGAAGAGGGACGCACACUAGUAACUGCCACAAAUAACAACUCCUUGGCUGCAGAGUUUGAAGCUAUGACAAAUGAGGAGGGUGCACUCUAUGGCAGUGACACAGUCGAAAAGCUCAAGAAAUCUUUAAAGGAUGCUCAAGAAGCAAACCAUCAUCUAAGGGCUUAUAUAGAUGGCAUUCUUCUCAACAUUGUGGAAAAUUAUCCACAGCUGCUAGAGGUUAAACAAAAGAAAUACUGAACCAAAGAAUUUAUAUUUUAUAAUUCUGUUUUACAUUAAUAUUUUGAAUAAUGCCUAAACCCAACCAUGAAGUGUAAAUGUCUAAUCUACUUAUGUCUUGCUAUCAGUCUUUUACUAAUUAGUAGUCAUUGUUAUGUUUUUGGUAAAUUAUCAUUUGUUGCUGUUAAAUUUACUAAAAUAGUUUGUGAAGCAGGCAAGUUUUCAAAGAUAUGAUUAUUGGUGAAAAAUGUUUUGUAAAAUCAUUAUGGUUCUAAAUUUUUACUAUUCCUUCAUGUUGUAAGGACUUAUUCAGUGUUUUAUUUUUAUAUAUUAAAUUUUAAAAUCACAGCAGAGGAAGGUCAAACAGUUUUGUUUUUAAUACACAUGGGUCAUAAGGUGUAAUGGUGACACCAUUUUCAGUAUAAUUCUGUGUAAAAUGCUUCUGUAAUUUUUUUUUUUUCAUGUCAGGUGUGUUGAGGUUUGAGGAUGAUAAUAUUUUGAAUGUGCAGUUCAGAAAAUUAUAUACAGUAUUUCAGAAAAGAUACCUGUGUCGCUGGUUAUUUUUUACUUGGGCAUGGAACUCUGUAUAUUGUGGUACAUAACUUCAAGUUAAUGUUUAUCACUCAACAUAGCUCAUUGUAUGUGUACAUGUGUAUGUGUGUGCAUGUAUGUAUAUGUAUACAUGUGUAUGUAUAUAUAUGUACAUGUAUGUAUAAAUGUAUACAUGUGUAUAUAAAAUGUGUACACGUAUUUAUACGUAUUAUACACUUGUAUGUGUAUAUGUAUUUUUGUAUACAUGUUUGUGUACACGUGUAUAUGUGUGUGUGUGUAUAUAUAUAAAUUUUUUUGUAAUUAUUUAGAAAAUAAUGAAGCUAGCAAAUUGCAAAAUAUUUUCAAAGUGUACUUAAGUUGCAGGUCUGGUUUCAGUAUAUGGAGCAGACUUUUGUUAGCUCUGUAAAGAAAAGAAAGAAAAUUAGAUUAAUUUUGUUGUCAUGUACUCAGUGAUUCAGAUACUUGUAUGCUGUCAAUAUAAUCUGGUAAGUGUUUAGACAAUCUUUAAAUAUCACUUGUAAAUGUAUAUCUUGUAAGUAAUAGUGAAAGUUGUACAGUACAUUUAUUUGGCUGGUAAAGAAAAUGAUGUUAAUAAGGCUCCAUUCUGUUGGAGACUCUUUGGACCACAUUUAUUAUUAUUGUUGUAAGGCACUUGCCCAUUUAACAACACUGUAACAUUACACAUUUCAAAUAUCUGCUUACUGGCAUAAUUAAUUUCACAAAAAAGUUAUUAAUGCAGUUAAAAUGCACUCAUAAUUUGAUACUUCUGAUAAUUAAAAUUAUAUUGCUUUGCUGUGAUAAAUAGCAUUAAUUCCAGUAUCUUUGAGGGCAUGUUUAAUGUUUUAUGUACAGUUCAGUAUAACUGACAUUAAAUUUUUCCCCUCUAAUCUUCAGAUAUGAUAUAGAAGGAACCCUCAUUCACCAGUUGACUGUAAAAUAUAUACAAAUUCAUAUAGACUGUAUUGUAUUCAGAUGUUACUCAUUUUCUUGGCAAAUUGAAGGCAUAAUUGUUAUUGAAUAAUUCAUAUUUUAACUGAUGGCAUUUUAUUUUUAAAUCGUAAAUAAUUAAUCUCUAAGUUUUGUUGGUCCUUCAAGUCGUCAACUUGGAUGUGUUAUGAUCUGUGAUAACUACCACUGGCACAAACCAUUUAAUUAAACAGCUGUGCAUGAAAAUUUUUUACCCCUGAUUCUUGAGUCUUGUAUAUCAAAUCUUUAUAUUAGUAGUACAGUAGUCAGAAUCUAAUCUUGUUGAACAUGGUUAACUACUCAUUAUAUUUGAAAUUCAUAAUGUAAGAUUAGUUCAGUCAUGAUGUAAUCCAAUGCUCCUCUUUCUGUACAGUUUUGUAGAUUUGUCACAUUAGUCACAUUUUGUGUGGAACCGUCCAUUCUUAUUUCAUAUUUAUUGUUUUAGAGUUUAUACAUUAUCUUGGAGAUGGAGGUAGGCCUAUAUGGAAGUUUUGUGAAGAUGUUCCUGAUUCAUUGUCUUGUACAUAGUGUAAAUAGCUAAUGUGAUAAGUCAUUAUGUAUGCCCCCCAAAAAAAGAUUGUACUGUAAAUAAGUAAUGUGGAGACUCCUUAUGUAUUCCCCUAAGAAAAGAUUGUACUUGUGAUAUAUGUAAUGAUCAUUUAUGUCAUUUCAAGUUUGUAUGAAAAGAAUGAUUGACCAAUACAUUUAUUUUGUUGAUUAAAA